This is a messenger RNA of Mucor velutinosus, 813 nucleotides long. RefSeq lists its product as uncharacterized. The coding region runs from base 1 to 813 and encodes 270 amino acids. NCBI's taxonomy places the organism in Eukaryota, Fungi, Mucoromycota, Mucoromycetes, Mucorales, Mucoraceae. The transcript is spliced from 3 exons. The record is from RefSeq and is a predicted model, not a curated record. Gene Ontology annotation, molecular function: protein-lysine N-methyltransferase activity.
AUGUCUCAACACUCUGAUGAUGACGAUGGCUUCGUUGGUGACUUGUUUGGCGCCGAAUCAGAGGAAGAAACACCUCAAGUUGAACCCACAUUUGAAUAUUACACAAGAGAGAAUGUAAAAGAUGACAGCCCUAAGGAAUUGAAAAUCAAACUAGUGGGAUCACAUCCUCUGUGGGCGCAUCAUUUGUGGAAUGCAUCCAAAGUAUUUGCUUCGCUUUUCGACACACAUCCUCGCCUUGUGCAAGGCAAAACCAUCUUAGAACUAGGUGCUGGUGGUGCACUCCCAAGUCUCGUUGCAGCACUUAAUGGAGCAGCUAAAGUUGUUGUCACCGAUUACCCAGAUACCGAGUUGAUUGACAAUAUCCAGUACAAUGUGGAUCACAACACACCUAAUUUACCUGUCAUUGUGGAGGGCUAUGUGUGGGGCACAUCUACCGACAGUUUGCGCUCUCAUCUACCACCAGCUGCAAAACAAACAUACGACGUUUUGAUAUUGAGCGAUCUAGUAUUCAACCACUCUCAGCAUCAUGCCAUGCUCAAGACAUGUCGUGAACUGUUGACACCAAAGACGGGCCGUGUGUAUGUCUUUUAUACUCAUCAUAGACCUCAUUUAGCUCACCGUGAUUUACAAUUCUUUGAAAUUGCUCAACGUCCAGUGCGUGAAGAUGUGGAUGAAGAGGACAGAGAAUCGCUAGGCUAUGGCUUCAAAGUGGAUCAUUUCAUGACGCAGAAAAUGGGUGUCAUGUUUGAGGAGGAUCCUGGAGAUGAAGAAGUUCGUGCUACUGUUCAUGGAUGGCAAAUGUGGCUGGAAUAA